Molecule: messenger RNA, 1598 nt
Organism: Cebus imitator (Panamanian white-faced capuchin)
Lineage: Eukaryota; Metazoa; Chordata; Mammalia; Primates; Cebidae
Gene: ASB16
Product: ankyrin repeat and SOCS box containing 16
Exons: 5
Coding region: 105-1466 (453 amino acids)
Biological process (GO): intracellular signal transduction
Molecular function (GO): protein binding
Source: RefSeq, a predicted model, not a curated record
CACGGCAGAGGGGGCAGAGUGGCUCCUCAGAGCAAGGAAGGUAGUUAGGUUGAGGGAACCUAGUUUUGCCCAGGUGCCCCUGCCCAAACCCCUGGGCCCCACCCAUGGCAAGGGAGACCUUCCCCUUCACCUCCUCCACGCUGCGCUCUCUCCGCUUGCAGCGGGAGUGGCUGGAAUGGGAAGACCGCCGGCUGGCAGCUGCCCAACAGUGCCGGAACCGAAGGUGCCCGUCAAGUCCCCGGGCUCGACUCACUAGGCCUCACCGUUCCUGUGGAGACCCAGCUGUCCACCAUGCCCUGUUCUCCGGCGACCUGCAACAGGUCCAAGUCCUGUUCCAAGAUGAAGAGGCUGCCAACAUGACUGUGGAGACCGUGAGCAACCAGCUGGCCUGGUCAGCUGAACAGGGGUUCUGGGUGCUGACCCCCAAGGCCAAGCUGACGGCACCCCUCACCAUCGCUGCAGCCCGAGGCUACACAGACUGUGCUCGUCACCUGAUCCAGCAGGGAGCUGAGCUGGAUGCCCGUGUCGGGGGUCGCACUGCCCUGCACGAAGCCUGUGCCCAGGCCCAGCUUGACUGUGUGCGGCUGCUGCUGACUUUCGGAGCCAAGGCUAAUGUGCUGUCCGAGGAAGGCACAACUCCCCUGCACCUCUGCACAACUCCUGAGUCCUUGCAGUGCACCAAGUUGCUGCUGGAAGUGGGAGCGACGGUGAACCUGGCUGCAGGCGAGAGCCAGGAGACGCCCCUGCACGUGGCGGCGGCACGCGGCCUGGAGCAGCACGUGGCUCUGUACCUGGAGCAUGGUGCCGACUUGGGCCUGCGCACCAGCCAGGGCGAGACGGCGCUGAACGCAGCGUGCGCAGGGGCCGAGGGCCCGGGCAGCUGCAGGCAGCACCUGGCGGCGGCCCGCCGGCUCCUGGAGGCUGGAGCUGAUGCCCGGGCGGCCGGGCGCAAGCGCCACACGCCGCUGCACAACGCCUGUGCCAACGGCUGCGGGGGCCUGGCCGAGCUGCUGCUGCGCCACGGGGCCCUCGCUGAGGUCCCCAAUGGGGCAGGCCACACACCCAUGGACUGUGCACUGCAGGCCGUCCAGGAUGCCCCCAACUGGGAGCCUGAGGUCCUCUUCGCGGCACUGCUGGACUACGGGGCCCAGCCUGUGCGCCCUGAGAUGCUGAAAUACUGUGCCAACUUCCCUCGGGCCCUGGAAGUCCUGCUUAAUGCCUAUCCUUGUGUCCCAUCCUGUGAGACCUGGGUGGAGGCGGUGCUCCCAGAGUUGUGGAAGGAGCAUGAAGCCUUCUACAGCUCAGCCCUGUGCAUGGUGAAUCAGCCAAGGCGGCUGCAGCACCUGGCCCGACUAGCUGUCCGUGCUCGGUUGGGAAGCUGCUGCCGGCAGGGUGCCACCCAGCUGCCACUGCCCCCGCUCCUCAGGGACUACCUGCUGCUGCAUGUGGAGGGGCGCAUCCAGUGAGCCCCAUGUCAGGCUGUUCCCAUGGUGUGUUCUGCCCCUUCUACCUGUCCCCGCCUCCAAUCCCAGAGGACCAGUCCCUGGCCCUCUUUUCUUUCUCUUUUUUUUUUUUUUUUUUUUUUGAGAUGGAGUUUU